Parascedosporium putredinis is the source of this 1017-nucleotide messenger RNA. The record is from the annotation of a GenBank genome assembly. Lineage: Eukaryota; Fungi; Ascomycota; Sordariomycetes; Microascales; Microascaceae.
AUGGAUCCGUCACACCUUUUUCUGUCCAUGGCGGACGCCGACUUUUCUAGAUAUGACCACCACAUGGAUCCAGACGGCAUCUACGCAGACGAGUGCAACUCGCCUUGUGCAGAGUCUUGCAGGAGUCAGUGUGGCGAAGACGGUGAGGCCGACAUCUGCUACGACCCAAAUUGCGACGAAAUUUCAGACCUUUGCACCAACGAUAGCUGCGUCGACCAGAUCAAAUGCUGCCCUGUAUCAUGCCCUGUUCCCGCCCUCUCGGAAAACGACGAAGAUGCUGCUGUUACGCUUGCGUCUAUAGGUUCGGGCGACCAGCCUGCGGGGAGCCUGCUCGACGGCGACCUUUCUCUCCAUUCUCAGGACUCGCUUCACCUCGCUUCCUCCACCUCUCCGCAAACCUCCCUCAUGUCCUCCCCCAUCUCUCGACUCACACUCAUCGAUGACUUAAUACUGCACCACAACCCUAGUCAACCUCCUCAUGCAACCCCUCACUUUCGCCCGUGCCCGUUGGACAAUGCCACCUUCAUCACGAGACGGUGCAUGCUGCCCCGGUCCGUGUACGACGGCGCGGACGCGCAAUGCGUGAUACAAGCCACGGAAGCGACGAAUCCGCACAUGCUCGCAAACCCCUGCGGCGUCUUUCUGUCUGGCCCAGACGAUGUGAUACCGCACAUUGCUAGCACCCACCCGCACGCCUUCAACACGUUGCAGUCUUAUCUCGAGGCUGGCGCAACAUACUCGAGGUUAAACGAGUCUAACCGACUCGCCUUUUACUCGCCAUGGAUGCCAUGGGUGUCGCAAAGCCUGGCGACGGCCGGAGCCUACUCGACGCGUGCAAUAGCACGACUCCUUCCUCGACGCCUCAUGAUUCCGCUACCCCACAAACUCAGCAAAGUGACGCAACCUUUGACACCCUCGACCUCGGGCCUCAGUUCUGCUGCAAAUGGCAAGAGGACACAGGCCUCGUCUGCAACCAAAGUUUCGACGACGCGGAGAGCUUACACCAACAUGUGCUGA